Messenger RNA from Sebastes umbrosus (honeycomb rockfish), 1202 nucleotides. RefSeq names its product small integral membrane protein 12 (gene smim12). The coding region runs from base 146 to 418 and encodes 90 amino acids. Lineage: Eukaryota; Metazoa; Chordata; Actinopteri; Perciformes; Sebastidae. The record is from RefSeq and is a predicted model, not a curated record. The transcript is spliced from 2 exons.
GGUAAACCCUUCUUGGUUAAAAGCAAAGCGAGGCUCAUCAGCCAAUCAAAUUGAACCAGGAAGUCACACGGAUAUUGCGUAUAUCCGGUGCUGCACCAGAGUGUUAUAACUGUAAAGCACUCAGGAGCGAAAGCAGAGUGCAGCCAUGUGGCCUAUAGUUUGGAUGUCGGUACGGACCUAUGCCCCUUACGUCACCUUCCCUGUGGCCUUUGUGGUGGGAGCGGUGGGCUACCACCUGGAGUGGUUUAUCAGGGGGACCCCUAAACCUCGAGAGGAGAAGAGCAUCCUGGAGCUGAGGGAGGACAGGAAGCUGCAGGAACAAGAGGGUAUGGACAGCACCCAGGUGCUCAGCCUGAAAGAGAAACUGGAGUUCACACCUAGAGCGGCUCUGAACAGGAACCGACCUGAAAAGAGCUAACGCCGUGUUGGCGUGAAGAGACUUAAGUUUACCCUUUCUCAGCAGCAGGACAGUGCAUCGGGGGUGAACCGGAGGGCAAAAAACACCUAUUCGUCCCAUUUACCUCAGCCAUACACUCAUGCAUCAGCUUGUGUGUAAAUAUCUGCUACUCUUUAGAAAGUAGGGGGUAAUUAAAAAAACACAUUUUGUCUUUUAUCAAGUCAAAUAUGUGCUGUAUGUGAUUCUUUGACCUUCUGCUUGAUGUCACACAUGCAUGCCUGUUCAUGCGUUGAUCAAUGACUAAUGUAAGACACACCUUGAAUAUGGACCCUCUGGGUAUUCAACGCUUUGAACUGAUGACAGCGUUUGGUCAUUUUCUGUUUUAUUUAUAUCUAGUUGUGGUAUUAUGACAGAUGUUAUUGUGUCUCUGAUGUUAAAUCACACAAAUGAUGCAAGAAGAAGUCAAAGAUGCAAAUAAUUCUCAUGUUCCAAGCCUGUCAAAAAGUGUGUCUCCUUUUAAUCAUUUCUGUAUGUUGAGAAAGGACUUCUGAUGGUGAACAUAAAAGCAGAGGAAGAGAGAGACAGGUCUUUGUUGUAGUUUCUUUUUAUCUCAUGUAACCUUUGAUGGUAUGUGACAAAAUAAGCCAAACAGCGUGGGCGGUGUCUCAGGAUGUUUAAGCUGCGUAUUGUAUUAUUGUCUGGAACAUCAUACUUUCAUUUUUAGAAAGUCUGGACAGUUUGUACACCAUGUUUUAAUUAUGUGUGUUACUUAACGAGAGAAAUAAAGGAAAUUUGUGUUUGCUGA